Molecule: messenger RNA, 2789 nt
Organism: Tachysurus fulvidraco (yellow catfish)
Lineage: Eukaryota; Metazoa; Chordata; Actinopteri; Siluriformes; Bagridae
Gene: cracr2b
Product: calcium release activated channel regulator 2B
Exons: 22
Coding region: 503-2347 (614 amino acids)
Molecular function (GO): GTPase activity; GTP binding; calcium ion binding
Source: RefSeq, a predicted model, not a curated record
CUAAGAUUAGUCUCUUCACUGAUCACCGUGUCACAGCCAGUCACCGUAUGUGUCAAGCACAAAGUCUGUUGCACAGGCAGGUGCAAAAAAGAUCUCGCUGAGGAUUAAGGUUUAAUUUCACUCAGACAUCUUUGGCAGAAGAGCUGAAGUGAGCUAAGUUAGAAUACACGUACAGUGAGUGGAGUUGAGAAGGUAGUCAGUGACUGGCGGCAUGUGAGCAACUUGUAAGACGGUGGCGGCUGGAGAACACCAAUAAAGUUUCAGUGUCUGCUGUUACUUCAGAUUCCUGUUCUUGACAAGAGUUGAACCUGAUGUGAUCUCCUGCCUGUCCGCCUCAAGCGUCUUGUGACUGUAAGCUGAAAUUUGACCCUUUCCCAACCACAGAAAGUAGCACUGCAGUAUUCUGUCUUUAGAUCCUCUAUUGAAAAAGCGUACCAUCUUCUAUUCACACCAACGCAUCGGUCAGGUCGUGAUUGCUUCUAGCUCUAAUGCAAACGUGGUAAUGUCAGGGUGGUUAAGAGAUGGGGAGGUGCUGGAAGGUCAGGGCAGUGGUCAGGCAUCUCCUUGUAACCCUAGAUUUAGGACCCCAAGAUCCUCACCUGACAGUGCAACCUUCAGAUCCCCAAGGAACACAAUGAGAAAAGCCAAAGAGCUGUUCGGGCUUUGUGAUAAAGAGAACAAGGGGUUCAUCACCAAGAGAGACCUGCAGCGGUUGGAAGGAGAGGUGCCACUGACCCCGGAGCAGUUGGAGUCGGUGUUUGAGAGUUUGGACCGUGACAGAAAUGGCUUCCUCACACCUCUUGAGUUUCACACUGGUCUAGGUGAGCUGAUAGAAGAGUGUGAGGAGAAAGAUCCAGCAGAGCUCAGAUUCACACAGAUUCUUAUAGAGCUUGGAGCAGAUAAAAUCCUGAAAGAUCAGUGGGAGCUGUGUUCUCUUUGGUGUGAUCUGCAGAAAGAUAGGCCUGAGUUGUUGAAUCUAUUGGAGGAAAUUCUUUCCCACGCCGUUGCUCAUCUUCAGGAUGCACUGAAAGAGCGGGACAAUUUAGAAGAGACCCUGCACAGACGAGAAGACGAGCAUAACACGGUGGUGCGCUCGCUUUACGAAGACCUCGAGAGCCAACUCAAAGAAGAGCGAAAGAAACGAAUCACUCUGGACAGCGCGAGACAGGGGGACAAAAGAGAGCAGCUACUGCAGGAGCUGAGAACGCGAGAGCAGGAACUAGAGUUCACAUUGACCAAGCAGAGAGAGCUUGAAACUCGGAUCAAGGCUCUGUGCAAGGACCAAGCGAGCACUCGGGGGCAGAACCAAAGGCUGCAGCUGGUAAACGCAGAUUUGCGGGAACAGUUGGAGGAGAGCCGGGAGGAGCUACAGAAGGCACUUAAUCAGCUGCAGAUCCUGCAGGAAACACUCACAGAUCAGCAGGAGGGCAAGCAGAGGCAAGUGCUGAAAGUCUCCAAAAAUAUGCAGAAAGAGAAAGAGAGCCUGAUGAGGCAGCUGGAUCUGCUCAGGGACAUGAACAAGCGUCUGCGGGAUGAGAAGGAUGCACAGCAGGAUCAGAAGAGGACACCUAAGAUGAAGAGACGGUUAGAGAAGAAAGGAUCAAUAAUCGGAGACUAUAUUUUGGCCAAGAGACCUAGCAACAGACAGGUCAGUUUUGUUGGUCAAAUGAAGAGCUCACCUGAUGUGAUUGCUGAUGCAGAGCUAACACUCUCUGAGAAAAACCAUAAAGUGGAUACGUACAAAAAAAUGACUAGUUUAAGUGGCCCACAGCGUGUGUUUAAGGUUGUGUUUUUAGGCAGCUCAGGAGUUGGUAAGAGCUCAUUCAUCCAUCACUACUGCAGAGGGCAUUUCCCCAAUAAAAUGAGCACUACUGUAGGUAUGGACUUCCAGGUGAGAAGUCUAGUGCUUGACUGCACCCAAAUUGCUCUCCAACUUUGGGAUACAGCAGGACAGGAGAGAUUCCACAGCAUCACAACACAGUAUUACCGUAAAGCAGAUGGGAUCCUGGUCAUGUAUGAUGUCACUCAGAGCACCUCGCUCGUAGCAGUGCGUGAUUGGCUUGACCAAGUUCAGAAACACAAGGCUGAUGGUGCAUGUGUGAUAUUGCUAGGCAACAAAGUGGAUAUGGAGGAUGGAGGAGGUAGACAGGUGACUAGCAUGCAGGGACAGAAGCUGGCUGAGGAAUAUCAGGCUGACUUCUUUGAAUGCAGUGCUAAAAGUGGCCAUAAUAUAGAAGAGGCGAUGACACAUCUGGCUAGACUGAUGGAGGCCCAGCAAGACAAACAGUGUGAGACUGUACUUCACUCUCUGGACAACUCUAGUCAUAGCGGGCACUGUUGCGCGUAGGUGCAGAAAGAGCAGCAUCACAUGAAGACGUAUCAUUGAUCGAACUUCCUGCAGCAAACCACAAAAAACAUCUCUCUGAACUGAGACUUGUGAAAAAUUCUCCUGAACAGUCUGUGUUUCCUUAUUAUUUCAGUAUAUUCUGUGCAGCUCAAUAAUUCUGCAAGUAUUACACAAACAUGGGCAUGAAUAUGAAUAUACAGCUGUAUGUAUGAACCUUCAACAACCUUUUAGUAGUGUUAUAUAUUAGUGUUUUGGGUCACUUUACAUUUACUUUUUACAUAUUUAAAAUUUCAGGCAGAACAAUUCAACCAGAUUUUAUUCCUUACUUGUUCAAAUAACCUGAAACAUAUGAAGAACAUAAUAAUCAAAAAUCCAAUGGUUUAGGCUGGUGUCUCAGAAAAACUUUUGUACCAGGUCUGAUUAAAUCUGCUUGGAAAACUGA